AUGAUGGGAAGCCUCCAAUACAACGACGGGGCUGGAACACCCGUCAAGGUUGACAUCAACGGGACAAUCGACAAAGGCUUCUUCUUGUCAGAAAACGAAUGGACAUGCUACCGGAGGAAUUAUUUCUCGUGCAUUUGCUCUUAUACUUUGAGCCCUCACAUACCGAGCGUCUCCAUUCAGUAUACUGCAACCGGCUCAACACAGCCAGUCCAAGUGUACGGAUUCGCCAUGUCUAUCUCAGCGGUCGUCUCUGACAAUGAGUCACACAACAUCGAGCUGGUGCAGCACACCCCAAAGCGUGACAAGGGACCUAUUAUGAAACCCGAAAAGGUUCGACUGGGUAGCAAGCCCCGUGAGGCGAGCCAUCACCACCAUAUGGGUAUGUUUACGGAUUCGGUCGUCUCCAAUCGUCCUGUAUACCCCGACAACUUCAGCAACCAACCUGGCAGCCAGCAACUACCUACGGAGCACACGUUUGAGCGCAUUCAAUUCAAGCAAGCCACGCAGAACAAUGGCAAACGAAGAGCUGCUCAACAGUACUAUCAGCUGGUUGUCGAGCUCUGGGGCGACGUUGGGAACCAGAGUGGUGGCGACCAGUUUGUCAAGAUAGCCACACGCAAGUCUGCAAAGAUGAUCGUACGGGGGCGCUCGCCAGGUCAUUACCAGAACGACAGGCGGGGAAGCCAAAGCAGUGGGCCAGGUGGAUCUUCAGGCAACCUUGGAGGCUACACUGUCGGAGGCAUAGCUGACUUCAGCAAUCCCAUGAUGGGCGGGCCAAGCUACACCCCGGGCGGAUUCGAUGCCCGCAGCAGCCUCUACAGUGUUCGUCACCACGAUAUCCCACCCGAAUCUAUGAUCCCUCAGGAGGACUCCAAGGCGAUCGGUACUGCACGGGAAUACCAAUAUUACCCAGGUCCAAUGUAUGAAGGGCAGAGUGAGCGCAUUGAUCUGUUCAAUCCUCGUACAGAACGCGAUAAUGUCGUGCCCCAUAUGGCCACAGGUAUGGACGUGAGCGGUAAGAUCAAGCCUGACUACGACGGCGCUUCUCUUCCCAGCAUCUUUCAUUCGCCAGCCCAGAUGAACGACCGCCCACCAGGGCCUUUCGAGGGCAAAUCCACAUCGAACGGCUACUAUCCAAUUCCUUCAUCAGGAAUCAACAUGACCAUGACAUAG
Messenger RNA from Fusarium coffeatum, 1173 nucleotides. RefSeq lists its product as uncharacterized. Gene Ontology annotation, cellular component: nuclear chromosome. The record is from RefSeq and is a predicted model, not a curated record. Gene Ontology annotation, molecular function: DNA binding; DNA-binding transcription factor activity. Bases 1 to 1173 code for a protein of 390 amino acids. Gene Ontology annotation, biological process: meiotic cell cycle; positive regulation of transcription by RNA polymerase II. NCBI's taxonomy places the organism in Eukaryota, Fungi, Ascomycota, Sordariomycetes, Hypocreales, Nectriaceae. The transcript has a single exon.